Molecule: messenger RNA, 2323 nt
Organism: Oncorhynchus kisutch (coho salmon)
Lineage: Eukaryota; Metazoa; Chordata; Actinopteri; Salmoniformes; Salmonidae
Product: alpha-1A adrenergic receptor-like
Exons: 2
Coding region: 299-1801 (500 amino acids)
Biological process (GO): positive regulation of MAPK cascade; adenylate cyclase-activating adrenergic receptor signaling pathway; positive regulation of cytosolic calcium ion concentration
Cellular component (GO): plasma membrane
Molecular function (GO): alpha1-adrenergic receptor activity
Source: RefSeq, a predicted model, not a curated record
GUAGAGAGGAGGGAACGGAGUGAGAGGCGACAGUCACGACGACUGCAGCAGCUGGUUAAAGUGAUAUAAUCUUGUGUUAUGAAAUUUAAGUUUUCCGGGAAACAUCAGGGGAUUAUGGAACCACACCAUAGAAGGUCAUUGCGCUUUUUCGAUCAGUUUUGCGCUCAUUCUUAGUAAUUGUUUUAAUUUCCAAAGCCACUUGAAAUGAAGAAUACUGGUGAUUUAACUAAAUUAACAAUGUGUCUGUGUUGAUCCAUGGAUUUACACUUAUCUGGUAUGGAGGAACUGGGUCAUCAACAUGAGUUUUGAUACUGCUAAUGAUGCCAACUUCUGGAGUAACGGGUCCUCUGAGCUGUACGCAGAGACACCAGGACCGUUGUCUGCAAAUAAUUCCAAUUUGACCACAGCGAAUUACACAGACACGAAUCCUCUGGACCUUACCCGAGCCGUGUCAGUUGGUAUGGUUCUGGGCGCUUUCAUUUUGUUCGCAAUCGUGGGCAACAUACUCGUAAUACUUUCCGUUGUGUGCAACAGACACCUGCGUAUCCCAACGAACUAUUUCAUUAUCAACCUAGCAAUUGCAGACCUGUUACUGGGUACCACAGUUCUGCCCGUGUCCGCAACACUGGAGAUUCUCGACUACUGGGUAUUCGGGAGGAUCUUCUGUGACAUCUGGGCAGCAGUGGACGUGUUAUGUUGCACGGCCUCCAUCAUGAGCCUGUGCGUAAUAUCCAUAGACCGUUAUAUAGGCGUGCGCUACCCACUGCAGUACCCCUGUAUAGUAACGGAGAAAAGAGCCAUUUUGGCCAUGCUCGGUGUGUGGGUUCUCGCCACUGUCAUCUCCAUCGGACCUCUACUAGGGUGGAAACAACCACCCUCAAAUGAUGACACCGUUUGCCCCAUCACCGAAGAGCCCUUUUACGCACUCUUCUCCUCCCUGGGUUCAUUUUAUAUACCUCUGGCUGUCAUCCUGUGCAUGUACUGCCAGGUUUAUGUAGUUGCCAAACGGACAACUAAGAACUUGGAGGCGGGGGUCAUGAAAGAACGCAUGGACUCGAAUGAGCUCACGCUCAGGAUCCACUGCAAAAACGCACAGCUGCAAGAAUACUGCGUCACGGGCAAAGGCCAGGCGCGGAGCACACUAACGGUGAAACUGCUCAAGUUCUCCCGAGAGAAGAAAGCUGCUAAAACUCUGGGUGUGGUGGUAGGCAUGUUUAUUCUCUGCUGGCUGCCAUUCUUCCUCGUGCUGCCCAUCGGGUCGUUCAACGCCAACCUGCGUCCCUCGGAGACGUUCUUCAAGGUGAUCUUCUGGCUGGGCUAUUUCAACAGCUGCCUGAACCCCAUCAUCUACCCCUGCUACAGCCGAGAGUUCAAGCAGGCCUUCAUACGCAUCCUUAAGUGCCGCUGCCAUCAGAAGAAGAAGAAGCAGAAGGGUUGGAAUGCCUACUACAACCAACGUUCCUCUCGCCUGGGCUCCACCAAUACCUCCUACCUGAAUGGAAGUCAGCAGACCCUGUCCUCCGUCAACCCCAGCCCUCACUGUGUCAGCAAAGGGACUGGCUCUCGCCUAGAGCCUGGGUUUGACCUCAACUCCCCAUCCCCCUGCACGUCUCUGCCUGGGAGCCCCUUCACUGGCCAGAUGAGAGCCCUCCCUGGGGCUGUCUACCAGAGCACCAGCAGAAAUAACAGAGUCCACCUGGUCUCUCCCUUGGCCAGGGAGUCAGUUCAUGCCAAUGGACAGAGUAGGAAUGGAGAGGUGGAGCAUGGAACAAUCAGGGCAACACCUGACACAAUUAUGUAAUGACUGUGUGGGGCACCAGUCAUAAGCCUGGACAAUAUCGUUUAAUAGUCUGUACUAAUGCUGGCAUGAGACUUCUUUUAGAGACACUAUACAUUGGAUCAUUGUAAAUGUCUAAAUGCAAUAUGGACAGCAGCCUAACUACUGUAGAAGUAUGGAUUGAAGAUGUCCACAUCACAAUGUUUCCCUGACUAUUUAUUACUAAGAAUCUGGUUGCUUCUAGUUACAUGUCCUCCAAAUGUCAUCGUCAAUAGGUCUUUUGGACAAUUUUAGACAGAACACUAAGGUUCUCUGCUACUGCACCAAGCAUUUGCAGAACAAUGCGUGCAGCUCUGGCACAUACUAACUAGGCCCUUGAAAGACUCCAUGAAAAAGGGACCAACUGUACCCACGUUUUGACUUGGGUUGCACUGCUCUGCAUUUGUAACAGAUAUACAUACAGUUGAAGUCGGAGGUUUACACACACCGUAGCCAAAUACAUUUCAGCUCAGUUUUUCACAUUUCCUGACAUUUAAUCUUAGUAAA